This is a messenger RNA of Colletotrichum phormii, 1188 nucleotides long. RefSeq lists its product as uncharacterized. NCBI's taxonomy places the organism in Eukaryota, Fungi, Ascomycota, Sordariomycetes, Glomerellales, Glomerellaceae. The record is from RefSeq and is a predicted model, not a curated record. Gene Ontology annotation, biological process: aerobic respiration; mitochondrial respiratory chain complex I assembly; electron transport coupled proton transport. Gene Ontology annotation, molecular function: quinone binding; NADH dehydrogenase (ubiquinone) activity; 4 iron, 4 sulfur cluster binding. The coding region runs from base 322 to 963 and encodes 213 amino acids. The transcript has 4 exons.
GAGGUCUCCCGAGUAUGCAUUAGUAUGUUACUGUCUUUCAAUCUGUGUUUUGCUGGAAGAUUCGUUCAGUCAUGCUCGACCGAGGCCUCAUAGAAUACAGAGACUUGGACCACGGCGAGCAUGAGCCGAAGCUCUCGUGAAACUGCUGGUACUAGCCCCGGUUGGUCCCAGGCGGCCUAUCCGUAGCCUUGGGUGUGGGAGCUUGGCCCUUGGACCCAUGUAUACUUCCUGGGCUUUAAGCACCGGUCCCCCUUCCGGCCCCGUCCAUUCCAAAGACCCUCGCUCUACAACUUGCUCAAGUAGUCUCUUUCUUUGUACGCCAUGUUGAAAGUUCUUGCGUCGAGGGCGCCACGCGCCCUAGGACUGGCGACAAGAUCGACACUCCCACCGACCAACGUUCGAUGCAUAGCAACUACCACCAUCUUCCAAAAGGCUGUCUCUCCACAUCCAACUCGUCGCGAAGUUGCUCUUCCUACACAGUCUCAGCCGAAAUCCUUGGUGGAAAAUGCCGUAACGACGCUCGACAAACUUGCCAACUGGGGUCGUCAGUCAUCUAUGUACCCAAUGACAUUCGGCCUCGCAUGCUGCGCCGUAGAGAUGAUGCACAUCGCCGGCCUACGAUACGACCAAGACCGAUUCGGCUUCAUGUUUCGAGCAUCAUCGCGCCAGUCAGACGUAAUGAUCGUCGCUGGAACUGUGACGAAUAAAAUGGCUCCCGCUUUCCGCCAAGUCUACGAUCAGAUGCCGGAACCGCGUUGGGUCAUUAGUAUGGGGAGCUGCGCUAACGGCGGGGGGCAUUACUAUUAUAGUUAUUCUGUAGUCCGGGGGUGUGAUCGCCCGGUGCCGGUGGAUAUCUAUGUUCCUGGGUGCCCGCCGACAGCCGAGGCGCUACUUUAUGGGAUGAUGCAACUACAGUGGAAGAUGCGGCAGGGACGAAAGUCGAGAAUGCGGUAUCGAAAAUGAGCUCGACAAAGAUUCCCAUUCAUCUGUUAUGUACAGUUGAUAGUUGCCGUUUCUCUCAUCUCAUUGAUGGGCAGGAAGAAAUAGAGCUUGUCAAGUACAUGGCUUUGGUGUGAAAUGCAGCAGAGGUCUUACAACCUCGAUGGCUUCGACUUUCAGAUGAAGUGGAAAGGGUUCAUAUAAUCCAAAGUUGGCUCAUCUACCAUCUACCACAUCAUGAGUUGGAUG